Messenger RNA from Oryzias melastigma (Indian medaka), 1340 nucleotides. RefSeq names its product HAUS augmin-like complex, subunit 4 (gene haus4). The coding region runs from base 135 to 1235 and encodes 366 amino acids. The record is from RefSeq and is a predicted model, not a curated record. Gene Ontology annotation, molecular function: microtubule minus-end binding. Lineage: Eukaryota; Metazoa; Chordata; Actinopteri; Beloniformes; Adrianichthyidae. Gene Ontology annotation, biological process: spindle assembly; centrosome cycle. Gene Ontology annotation, cellular component: HAUS complex. The transcript has 9 exons.
GGGCGGAUCAGCCAAUAGGAAGGCUUUUGUUGGGCGCGCGGGUUUUGAUUCCGGAAGUUGCAGUCCUGUUCUCCUAGCUUGAGCGGUCGGAAAUGUUUUGAGUUUUUUUUAGUUUGACACGGAUUUACAGGAAAAUGACCGAAAAGACAGCCGUAAAUAUGCUCGGAGAGAGCGACAGUUUACACCAGCAGGUUCUGGCCUCCUUCCCUCUGUGUGAUGUGACAGAAGAUGACCUGACCCAGAACCCUCAGUUCUGUAAACUGCUGGUCAUACUGGCAAAGCACAUGGACAGAACCGGCCUCACAGCCUCACUAAAGGCAGAGCUGGAGAAGGUAUCUGCUUCUGCUGAACAGAACCUACAGAGUCAGAGAAGACAGUGGCUUCACACUGAAGUCCUCCACAGAAGUCUGCAGGAGAUGAUUCAGGACCGCCAUGUCAGGAAAACUGAACCCCCUGAUCAGAGCAUGCUCCAUGAAACAAUGGAGAAGUGUCUGCUGGUGGCUGAGUGUGUCCGACAGCUGGACCCCAGUGACACCACAAACCAGGAGCCUCCGUUUGUUCUCGGCCUGACGCCUCAAAACGUGAAGGAACUCAUGCCAGCUGAUAAGGAUGUUCAGAGGAUGAGACAAGCUCUACCCAAACACCUGGAGAAGCAUCUGAGGGAGAAAUGUCUUACUCUGCUCUCCUACUAUCAGCCUGAAUGGGAGAGUGAGAGUGAGGGUCUAAAGACCGUCAAGAUGUCUCACCUGUCGGGCCUGCUGGAUAAAGAGAAGACGAGAGCAGAAAGUCUGAGAGGAACCUGCCAGGAAAACAGGCUUCUGCUGCAGAGACAGACCCAGCUCUACAUUUCUGAGCUCAUAAAGUGCAUCCAGCUUCUCCAGACUCUGAUCUUGGACCACAGACUGAAAAUCCAAACAGAUUUGGAUGGAAAGAAAUUAGAUUACCUUGAAGGGAAAUGUCAAUUAGUUUUACAGAAGCUCAAGGCUGAGAUGGUGGAAGUUCAGCUGGACACGUACACACCCGACUCAAUUUCUGCUCACAGAAAAAUAAGAGAGAAGCUGGAGUCUGAACUGAAGGCCUGCAGGGCAGACAAACAGACUGCGGAGCUGAAGCUGUCGUCCUUUGAGAUGUUAGGGGAAGAGUUUAAGGCCCUCGCUGAGGAGUACUGCAGGUUACGGAGUGAGAUAAAGACCAAAAACUGGGCUUUGAAGGAGUUUACUCAUGUAAAAAACUAAAGAUCGUGUUCACUGUGAAGCCAACAACUAUUGUUUGCUUUGGAUACAUCCAGCCGGGUCUAAUGUUAAUGAAGUUUCUCAGAGUAAACCUUCAUUCUUUGCCUA